GGAACACUCCGCUCCUCUCUGCCACGCCUGGCAGCCAGAAGUGAGCUCAUCCGAGCUUCCAUGGCGGAAGUGAAGCUCCAUCUCCAAAUUGAAGUGGACUAGGGUUUUGGUUUGUGGGUCGUAAUUGGAGAUGGCGACUGUGACGGCACUGAAACUGCUGACGCUGUCGUCUCCUUUUGUGCUCAAACCUCCCCAACUAACGUGGGUGUGUUGUGGGUUGAUUUCGUUUCGCUCUCCGCCACUCGAAUCUCGGUCUCGUUGCGUUGGAGCGCGUUUCUCGACGAGCAGCAAGAGCGACCCAUCGGUUAAGGAGACGACGGCGAAGAAGAAGAAGAAGAAGGAGGGGAAGGGGAAGGGGAAGGGGAAGGUGGAUGGUGGGAAUGGGAGAGGAGCUACGGCGAUGGAGGCGUUGUUGAAGCGGAGGACGCGUUCAUCCAGAGAGCUCGACGAUGAGAUGGUCCAGCAGUUGCUUGGCGUCGACAACCACAUACCGGUGCUGCUCGGUGAAGUGCUGGAUGUCUUCUCGGGCCGGAAACUCCGGUCUUUCGCUGACUGCACUCUCGGUGCCGCCGGCCAUUCUUCUGCUAUUAUCCAGGCACACCCAGAAUUGCAGUGUUAUCUUGGAAUGGAUGUCGAUCCUAUGGCACAUCAAAUGGCAAAGACCAAGAUCGAUGCUCUUUUGCAUGGUGAUUCCUUGUCCAUGUCUUCAAACUUGAGAGGAUAUUUUCUUUUGAGGAACUUUAGAUUUAUAAAAUCCGUGGUUGAUGAGGUUGCUGAUGAGCUGAUGGACUCUGGAUUUGAUGGCAUCUUAAUGGACUUGGGAGUGUCAUCGAUGCAGGUUAACAAUGCUGAAAGAGGUUUCAGUGUCCUAAAUGAUGGACCUCUUGAUAUGAGAAUGGAUCCUCAGGCAAGUUUGAAAGCAGAAGACAUCUUAAACUCUUGGCCUGAAUCUGAAGUUGGACGAAUCUUGCGGGAGUAUGGUGAAGAAAGCAAUUGGUUCUCCUUGCAGAAUAAGAUUGUUAAAUCUCGUGUUCGCGGUGGACUGCAUUCCACUAGAGACCUCGUUAGUCUAAUCCAAAACUCAACUCCCAGGACAAAAGGAAGACAAGGUUGGAUAAAAACAGCAACGCGGGUAUUUCAGGCUUUACGGAUAGCAGUCAACGAUGAACUCAAGACACUGCAAGACUCUCUCUAUUCUUGUUUUGAGUGCCUUACACCUGGUGGUAGGCUCGCUGUCAUCUCCUUCCACAGUUUGGAGGACAGGAUAGUGAAACAGACAUUUCUUGACAUUGUGAGAGGCAAGAGAACUGAUGAAGAUGGAGAGAUAAGUGAAGAGAUGAAGAGAGAUCUUGCAAGUGCUGUCACUAAUGACAAUGACAAGGAAGUGUGGAUUAGGCAGAUAAUACAUGGUGAAAAGGGUAGGAUUUUAACCAAGAGACCAAUAACUCCAUCUGAGAAGGAAGAGAAGUUGAACCGCCGGAGCAGGAGUGCUAAGCUCAGGGUGAUCGAGAAGAUCUAACUUUCUGACAACAAUCACAAGGUAUUCAGUGCAAAAUUUAUUCUGUCUUCCCGGAUAAUAUGUGGCUGCAUCUGCUUUGAUGCAAAUCGCUGACUUGUCAGAUGGGGUUAGAUGCAUCCCACAAUGCUGAAAUGCUGAAUGCUAAGCAUUUCUGUUCUCCUCUCCUCUGUUUUCUUCUUCUGAUGAAUUAGGGUUAAGAAAAUUUUGUUGUAAGUUAUGUUCCAAUACAUCCCUUUCAAAAUCGCAUGAAUAAAAUUUCCUUUCUGGGUUUUAGUUUCUU
Molecule: messenger RNA, 1799 nt
Organism: Rhodamnia argentea
Lineage: Eukaryota; Viridiplantae; Streptophyta; Magnoliopsida; Myrtales; Myrtaceae
Product: ribosomal RNA small subunit methyltransferase H
Exons: 5
Coding region: 131-1519 (462 amino acids)
Biological process (GO): rRNA base methylation
Molecular function (GO): rRNA (cytosine-N4-)-methyltransferase activity
Source: RefSeq, a predicted model, not a curated record